Messenger RNA from Sciurus carolinensis (gray squirrel), 1234 nucleotides. It is a transcript of the gene Arpc2, whose product is annotated as actin related protein 2/3 complex subunit 2. Gene Ontology annotation, molecular function: actin filament binding; structural constituent of cytoskeleton. The coding region runs from base 118 to 1020 and encodes 300 amino acids. NCBI's taxonomy places the organism in Eukaryota, Metazoa, Chordata, Mammalia, Rodentia, Sciuridae. The transcript is spliced from 11 exons. Gene Ontology annotation, cellular component: Arp2/3 protein complex; actin cytoskeleton. Gene Ontology annotation, biological process: actin filament polymerization; Arp2/3 complex-mediated actin nucleation. The record is from RefSeq and is a predicted model, not a curated record.
GCGGAAGUGGCCGGCUGGAGCCGGGGGCUGGGCGGGGACCGGGCUUGUCGGUGAGGCUGCAGCGGUGGCGGCGGCGGCUUGGCAGGCGGGUUCAGGCUUCGGGGGCCAGCCGCCGCCAUGAUCCUGCUGGAGGUGAACAACCGCAUCAUCGAGGAGACGCUCGCGCUCAAGUUCGAGAACGCGGCUGCCGGAAAUAAACCAGAAGCAGUAGAAGUAACAUUUGCAGAUUUUGAUGGGGUCCUCUACCAUAUUUCAAACCCUAAUGGAGACAAAACAAAAGUGAUGGUCAGUAUUUCUUUGAAAUUCUACAAGGAACUUCAGGCACAUGGUGCUGAUGAGUUAUUAAAGAGAGUGUACGGGAGUUUCUUGGUAAAUCCAGAAUCAGGAUACAAUGUCUCUUUGCUAUAUGACCUUGAAAAUCUGCCUGCAUCCAAGGAUUCCAUUGUGCAUCAGGCUGGCAUGUUGAAACGAAAUUGUUUUGCCUCAGUCUUUGAGAAAUACUUCCAAUUCCAAGAAGAGGGCAAGGAAGGAGAGAACAGGGCAGUUAUCCAUUAUAGAGAUGACGAGACCAUGUAUGUUGAAUCUAAAAAGGACAGAGUCACGGUAGUCUUCAGCACAGUGUUUAAGGAUGAUGACGAUGUGGUCAUUGGAAAGGUAUUCAUGCAGGAGUUCAAAGAAGGACGCCGAGCCAGCCACACAGCCCCCCAGGUCCUCUUUAGCCACAGGGAACCUCCUCUGGAGCUGAAAGAUACAGAUGCUGCUGUGGGCGACAAUAUUGGCUACAUUACCUUUGUGUUGUUCCCUCGCCACACCAAUGCUAGCGCUCGAGACAACACCAUCAACCUGAUCCACACGUUCCGGGACUACCUGCACUAUCACAUCAAGUGCUCUAAGGCCUAUAUUCACACUCGUAUGCGGGCAAAAACAUCCGACUUCCUCAAGGUGCUGAACCGUGCACGCCCAGAUGCCGAGAAAAAAGAAAUGAAAACAAUCACGGGGAAGACAUUUUCAUCCCGCUAACUCUUGGGGACAGAGGAGGAAGCGCUGUGACCGAAGGCUGGACCGCUUGCUGCUGGAUAAUCGUAGCCCAUCGUGUUGCACCUCUCCAGGUUCUUCAGGGACCCUCCUUUGGGUUCCAUUUUGUACGCGUUUGGAAAAUAAUCUGCAGAAACGAGCUGUGCUUGCAAGGACUUCAUAGUUCCCAAGAAUUAAAAAAAAAAAAAAUUCCACUUGA